AUGGGUAACGGUUCGUUUCUUGCUUACAUCCCCAAAUCCCCUCAACUUCUCCAAAUCUACACUUCACCCCCAGAUGUUCUUCUUUAUUCCCCAAACCCCAAAUCCACAUCCCCAAAAUACCCUUCACCUUCACGAUUCAUUUUCUUUGCACAAAAUGGAAACAACGACGAUGAUUUAACCAAACAACCCAACAAGAAACCAGAAGAACAGGCAAGUGACGGUGGGGAUUCGAAGGACGAUCGGCGGUCCAUUUUUAAUUUCAGGCUGGGUGAUUUGCUGGAUCCCGAUCCUGAUAACAUCGUAGCUCUUGUAUUGACGGGUCUGCUAUCGUGGGCAAGUGUUCAGGUUCUGUGGCAGUUGUUUUUGAUCUCAGGGGCUAUCCUUUUAGCUGCUCUCAAGUACUCUUUCAUUGCCGCUCUUCUUGUUUUCGUUCUCAUUACUCUUCUUUGAUAAAUUUUUGUAUCUGCAAUUGUAUAUCAAUUCUCAGUUUUCCUUGGGUUUGAUU
Messenger RNA from Hibiscus syriacus, 505 nucleotides. RefSeq lists its product as uncharacterized. NCBI's taxonomy places the organism in Eukaryota, Viridiplantae, Streptophyta, Magnoliopsida, Malvales, Malvaceae. The transcript is spliced from 2 exons. The record is from RefSeq and is a predicted model, not a curated record. The coding region runs from base 1 to 450 and encodes 149 amino acids.